GUUGCAUACGCGUCCUGGAGAAAAGCGGGAAAGCGCUUUCCCCACCCCCUCGCCAAUCGUAUCUAUUUUCUCCCAGUGUGAGUGAGCCAUAAUUAUUUGCGUAUUGUGGGGCGCCAAGUGAACUUGUGGCUGGGUCGGUCAUUGGGGUGGUGGCCAAAGAAUGCCGAGGACGGGCGGCAUUCGCAGUGGCAGUCGGCGGUGAUGACACUGUAGGGACGCCCCCACAGAAAAUCAGCAACAACUACACACACGUGCUAUCGCUAAUCGAUGGCCGGCCAUCAAGAGCACUAAGCAAAUAAGCAACAGGAGCCGCUUGGGGUGGCCUGAAGAGACCCCAAGUCCGAGAAUCCGUAGAGCCGAGACCCAAGACGUCGGCUUCUCGGUCGGCGUUAACGCAGCGCGCAGCUAGAAAAUAAAUAAACAGGUUUAGUUCAGUUGCCGUCGGCGAUUCCUGAGGAGCGGAGUCCCGAGCGCUGUGUCUCCCCCACUCGAAAAAUGCUUGUCGUCCAGGAGAACCGCUUCCAGCAUGUGUACUUCGCGCUGUCCGCCCUGGUGGCCACCGCCAUGCUCGUCCUGGUCUACAUAUCCAUGCGCUCGAGCCUUAACGAACGGCUGCGCGAGGAUCUGGCCAAAACGCAGCGUCAGUUGAUCUUCGAGAGGCCAAAUCCGCACUGGGACUACAGCAACAGUUGGCGCAGGAUAGGCAACACCACGCUCAGACAUGAAAUAUACUCGGCAUACUUCGAUGUCAGGACGGAUAUUAUAGCGAAUGUCCGGCUGGAUGAGGAGCAGAUGACCAUAGGAUCCCUUCGUGUCUUCGCCGUUCUGCCGGAGCGUCUGCGCGACUCCUCGGUGAACUGCAUCGUGCGCUUCUCGGACUUCACCAGCCAAGAGAUCGUGGCCGAGGAGGCGGGGGCCAUGCACGAUGUGCACAACAACACCUUUGCGGCGUGGAGUGUCAUGUGUCCGCUGCACGCCUCCCGCCGCGCCCCCCUGCGACUUCCCCAGGCGGUGGCCUUGGCCUACGCCUCCAACCGACUGAGUCAUCUAAGUCCAACCUUUAUUCAGAUCAGUUAUCCCCGCAACAUGACCAACUUGUUUGGCCGAUCCCGUCCCGCGAUCUCCGUGUGCGUUGGUCCUCUGCAGGAGAACUACUCGAAUGUGCUCCGCCUGGUGGAGUUCGUGGAGAUGUACCGUCUGCAGGGCGCCACCCACUUCUACUUCUACUACGUGGAGGCCACCGAGGAGGUGCGUCGCGUGCUGGAGCACUACCAGCGGAUCGGGCUGGCCGAUGUCUUCGAGUGGAAUGUCCAGGCCCACCUGAAGGAUCUCCACUACGCCGGCAUAGUGGCGCAGUUCAAUGACUGCGUCUACCGGGCCAAUGUGGUGGAUAACUUCCGGUAUGCGGCGGUGGUGGACCUGGACGAGGUAGUGAUGCCGCUGAAGCACAAUUCUCUGGCGGAUUACCUGCGCCAGUGCGACGAGGGACGCACCGCGGGCUUCGUCUUCCGCAACGUCUUCUUCCACCGGCGGGACAGCAACGACACCUUCAACGCCCCCGCCCAUGUGCUCAAUAGGCUGCUGUACACCCAGUCCAAGGUCAGGAGGACCCUGGAGGUCCUGCCCGCGUAUGUAAGGAGCAAGGUGGUGGUCAAUGCCCGAGCCAUUGUGGAGAUGGGCAAUCACCAGGUUUAUCGAUCUGCCCCUGGUUUCGCCGAUCAUAUGGUCCAUCCCACGGUGGGAUUACUGUUCCACUAUCGUGACAAGUGCAUCAACUGCAAGAUGGUGCUGAUCGUCGACUAUACGGCCCGGAGAUUUGGCUCGCUGCUCUUCGAUCGAGUGGACAACACGUGCCUCGAGGUUUUCCUAAACCGCGGCAUCUGCGAUCUGGUGUAGCCCUGCAAUCUGUGGUUCGAUCUUCGACAGACGCCCCCUAAAAAAACCAGAGAUCUCUCUGGUCAGUUGAUCUCGUGGCCUCCGCCCGUCGACAUGCUAAAAUUCUGCUCGCUGCGAAGGAGCAAGGAGCCUGCGAUUCCGGCUCCCAAAGUUGCCAAGAGUGUACGACAAAUUAGAAUAUAAGUGCUAGCUGUUCGCCUCUAAGUGUUAUGCCGUAAUAAAUCGUGCUUUAAGUGAUUUGU
Messenger RNA from Drosophila subpulchrella, 2138 nucleotides. RefSeq lists its product as uncharacterized. The coding region runs from base 496 to 1896 and encodes 466 amino acids. Lineage: Eukaryota; Metazoa; Arthropoda; Insecta; Diptera; Drosophilidae. The transcript has 5 exons. The record is from RefSeq and is a predicted model, not a curated record.